UGUCCCCGUGGCAAUCGACACCACGACUCUUUGGCCACUCGGCACCCUCUUGGCAUCCGAGAUUCCCCGUUUCUUCGCUUCACCCAUCAAAACUCUUUCUUCUCACAAAUUCAUUCAUCUCUUUUUGUGUUUCCUACCGCAGCUAGCUACUUAGAUAGAUAGAAAAUGCAGAGCCCCAUGACAUGCCAACGGAGCAACAGCUUUGCUGGACCAUGUGCCUCUAUUACUACAAGCAGCCCCUCUUCGGUCAUGAUCGACUUGCAAUCUCCGAUUCGAAGAAAGUCCUCUAGUGAUGCCAACACAAGAUCAGAUUGGAAUCGCCGCAAAAAUGCCCUCUACCGACGAUCCAGGACGGUACCCCUCAAGGCGCCAGUCUCGUUGGACGACGCCAGUACUGGCAACGAUUCCUGUCGCAGCUGGGAACAACGCAAGGCAGGAUUGAAGCAAUCCCUGCAAAGCAGCCCUCGGAAACGUGUCCGUCGCAUCUCACGCUCUUCGUCGCGACCGUCUCGGUGGGAAAGCGAAAGUCCCGUCAAGAAAGAACAACCAGCCAAACAAGAAGCAUGCAAAGAUACGACCUGUCGAUGGCAGAGUAGUUCACCACGCAGCCACAGCAUGAGCCCUCAAUGUCGACGUCCUAUUCGAGAGAGCAAUGCAGCAGUGACAGACUCUCCUCGCAUGCCAAGACGACGCAAUUCCAACAACUUUGACAACGUCAACAACAACAUUAGCAGGCGGAAGAUGCCCGCAGCGUUUCAACAACGGAAGCGUCAACCAGCUCUCGAUGUGCAGGGAAGCACUAGGGAUUGUGGUGCAGGACUGGCGAAUCUCAAAGCCAAAGUCAAGAGUGGAUUCCCUUGAGGGUUUGGUUGGUUCAUUACUAGCUAGUAUAGGGAAAUAGAUUGAAUAGAAUAGACCAGUUAUAUCAGAUCAAAACAUUUUAUCCGGGAAUCCCACUUCUCAAACCACACAUUCUUGGUAGCUAGUCUUGUUACUCCAUGCAUACAUAUGCGCC
Molecule: messenger RNA, 1015 nt
Organism: Seminavis robusta
Lineage: Eukaryota; Bacillariophyta; Bacillariophyceae; Naviculales; Naviculaceae
Source: the annotation of a GenBank genome assembly